CCUAUUUCUUGUGUAGUGUACCUGUCUCGAAGUAAUCGGAUACCAUCGUCGCUGUGCUUACAUCUGCAUCCGGGUCGGUGACCGAUCUCUACUUUCACCGUCAUGGCGCCUGCGUCUUCAGAGCAGAAUUUUCGGGCAAACUUGCAGCAAUUCAGGUGGUCGAGGGGUGUAACCGACGAUUCACAGCCCCCGCAGACGCAGCCGUCCUCCAAUCCUUUCUCGAGGUUCUAUCAAUCUAUUGCCGGCGACUACGUACCCCUACGCUCGAGCGAGCGAAGUAAUGAAGAAGAGGCCUGGUUUGCGUUGUCAAGCUGGGAAAGGCUUCUGGGAUUCGGGGCGUGUCUCAUUGGUGCCGCGGUCUGCUUCUUCAUUGCAUUCUUAACUAUCUUGCGGCCGACCAAGUUUGCUCUCUCGUUCAGCCUUGGGAGUUUACUGGUUAUGUUUGGCUUUUCCGUUCUUAUAGGACCAAUAAAUCACAUCAAGCAUCUUGUAUCCAAGGAGCGGCUGCCGUUUACUAUCGUCUACUUUGGCAGCCUAGGAGCAACCCUUUACUUCUCGUUAGGGCUUCAAUCUUUCUUGGGAUCAUUAAUAUGCGGUGUGGUCCAGGUUGUAACCCUACUGGCCUAUAUACUCGCGUACUUCCCCGGUGGAACCCAAACAUUACGACUUGGUGGCCAAUUGGCAGCUCGCAGUGCUGGAAGCCUUUUGCCUCGGUAGUGGCAUAUUGUACUGUGAUGCCGACAUAAUUAAAUUUACUGAUAUACGACUCGGAUAAGAAGACCCAGAAAAUACAAUCAAUCAAUAAUCCAUC
Molecule: messenger RNA, 811 nt
Organism: Guyanagaster necrorhizus
Lineage: Eukaryota; Fungi; Basidiomycota; Agaricomycetes; Agaricales; Physalacriaceae
Product: SFT2-domain-containing protein
Exons: 8
Coding region: 103-717 (204 amino acids)
Biological process (GO): vesicle-mediated transport
Cellular component (GO): membrane
Source: RefSeq, a predicted model, not a curated record